Messenger RNA from Penicillium lagena, 1116 nucleotides. RefSeq names its product mitogen-activated protein kinase HOG1 (gene sakA). NCBI's taxonomy places the organism in Eukaryota, Fungi, Ascomycota, Eurotiomycetes, Eurotiales, Aspergillaceae. Bases 1 to 1116 code for a protein of 371 amino acids. Gene Ontology annotation, molecular function: MAP kinase activity; ATP binding. Gene Ontology annotation, cellular component: cytoplasm; nucleus. The record is from RefSeq and is a predicted model, not a curated record. The transcript has 8 exons. Gene Ontology annotation, biological process: stress-activated MAPK cascade; cellular response to oxidative stress; osmosensory signaling pathway.
AUGGCCGAAUUCGUGCGCGCCCAGAUCUUCGGCACCACGUUCGAGAUCACCAGCCGAUAUACGGACCUGCAACCGGUUGGAAUGGGUGCAUUUGGCCUGGUCUGCUCGGCAAGAGACCAAUUGACCGGCCAGCCGGUCGCCGUCAAGAAGAUCAUGAAGCCCUUUAGCACCCCGGUGCUCUCCAAGCGAACCUAUCGCGAGCUGAAGCUGCUCAAACAUCUGCGACAUGAAAACGUCCGUCUCCUCAUCGCGGGCCUCAGUGAUAUCUUCAUCUCCCCACUCGAGGACCUCUAUUUCGUGACCGAGCUUCUGGGGACCGAUCUCCACCGCCUCCUGACUUCCCGGCCGCUGGAGAAACAAUUCAUCCAGUACUUCCUCUACCAAAUCUUGCGUGGGUUGAAAUACGUUCAUUCGGCCGGUGUGGUCCACCGAGACCUGAAACCCAGUAACAUCCUCAUUAAUGAAAAUUGCGAUCUCAAAAUUUGCGAUUUUGGCCUUGCCCGCAUCCAGGAUCCGCAGAUGACCGGCUACGUCUCAACCCGGUACUAUCGGGCUCCCGAGAUCAUGCUCACCUGGCAGAAAUACGACGUGGAGGUGGACAUCUGGAGUGCGGGUUGCAUUUUCGCGGAAAUGUUGGAAGGAAAGCCGCUGUUCCCCGGCAAGGACCACGUGAACCAGUUCUCGAUCAUCACGGAGCUUCUGGGUACUCCUCCGGAUGAUGUGAUUGGAACCAUCUGCAGCGAAAACACUCUCCGGUUCGUCAAGUCGUUACCAAAGCGUGAACGCCAGCCCCUCGCCAUGAAAUUCAAGAACGCGGACUCCGAUGCCGUGGACAUGCUCGAGCGCAUGCUGGUUUUCGACCCGAAGAAGCGCAUCCGGGCCGAGGACGCACUGGCCCACGCCUACCUGGCACCAUACCACGAUCCGACCGACGAGCCGGUCGCCCAGGAGAAGUUCGACUGGUCGUUCAAUGACGCGGAUCUGCCUGUGGACACCUGGAAGAUCAUGAUGUACUCGGAGAUUCUUGACUUCCACAACAUCGAUCAAAACUCGGAGGCAGGCCAAAUACUGGUAGAGGGCGGCGUACAUGGCAACCAUCAGCACUCCUUCGCAUAG